GUAUUUCGCCUUCGUCGGGUAUAGCAAGCGUUGAGUUGAUGCAUGGACGAUUGUGAGUUGUCAGCGACCGCACACAGAUAUUGGCGCUCGGCCAUUUAUUGAAUCCAUCUUAGUAUAGCAGCUAAUGCUUGCAGCCGGGAGCGCAGCUGCAGCGCGUUCGGCAGGCAGCAGCUUGUGUGCUCGCGGUCGGCGGGUGCCAGUCGCAGCGUCCGCAAAGACCCCAGGCCCGCCGGGCCCACUCCUCCGGGCUCCCGCGCGGCCCCCUCGCCCAGACAUGACGCGGAUACCCAAGCUCAUUGCGUUUGACCUGGAUGGGACUUUGUGGUGGCCCGAGAUGUACAUGUUGGACGGCGGCGCGCCCUUCCGCCGGGACAAGUCGGGCGCGGUGUUUGACAAGCGCAACGAGCGCAUCGAGCUCAUGGGCGCGAGUGAGGAGGUGUUGCGGGAGCUGGCCACAGACCCCAAAUGGAAGGACACAGAGAUUGCCUACGUGAGCCGUACCGAGUACCCGGAGUGGGCCAUCCCCUGCCUCAAGACCUUCCUGGUCACACCCGAGGGGCAGGGCGGCCGCAACCUGCUCGACAUCAGCGCCUACCAGGAGAUCUACCCUGGAUCCAAGAUCACGCACUUCAAAAAGAUCCACAAGGACAGCGCCGUGCCGUACGAGGACAUGUUGUUCUUUGACAACGAGAAGUGGAACUGCACCGAGUGCUCGCGACUGGGCAUUGUGUGCGUCUACACGCCGCGAGGCCUUACGCGGGAGGCGUGGGACCGCGGGCUAGCGGACUUUGCCACCGCGCAGGCCAGCAGGCAGCAGUGAUGGCGAGGCGAGGGACGCGUACGCAAGCAGGGCUGCCUGCGAGCUGUAGGAUUGGUGCUUGAAAGGACCGGGUUGAAUGCGUCAGCGUCAAUGGUGUAUACCGUACGCGCGCACACACCUGCGUGCGAGCAUAAGAACACGGAGUUGUGUGAAGGGUUAGAGGAUGGAGUGUUGGCGAGCGCGGUUGGCGAGCGCGGUUGCCGUCGUCCCCGCCACGUGCACAUGACGCAGACGGUAUUGCUCAGGGUUGGUGAUUUGCCUGGUUAGCGACGAUUCAAACUUGCUUGGUUGGAAUGGUACGGGUACGCGGGGGAAUACCACGCGCCAAGGGAAAGGUGGGGCAAGGCGUUGACGUCGCGUGCCGGUCGGUCCUUUCUGCAGACGCCGCGUUAUAGGCGCGGUGUUAAUUGGUGUUAAUUCCAGUAUGCGUAAAGGCCAUUAUGCAACACAGUAUCACCAUUGUUGAUUUGACUUGAGGC
Chlamydomonas reinhardtii is the source of this 1299-nucleotide messenger RNA. RefSeq lists its product as uncharacterized. The coding region runs from base 275 to 820 and encodes 181 amino acids. The record is from RefSeq and is a predicted model, not a curated record. NCBI's taxonomy places the organism in Eukaryota, Viridiplantae, Chlorophyta, Chlorophyceae, Chlamydomonadales, Chlamydomonadaceae. Gene Ontology annotation, molecular function: acid phosphatase activity. The transcript has 8 exons.